ACUUAUUAAUAUUAUUAUAUUAUAUUUUUUAUUCAUUUUUAAUACCACUAAUAUUACAUUUUUGUUGCAUAUCAGUAGUUUCGUCUCACAAGUCACAACAAUAUCAUCUCGAAUGUACUCAUGUUCUUUUUAAUGUUCCCGGUUUAUAGUAUGUUCGGAUUUCAACAAUCCAAAAGUUGCUCUUUUACUAUUAACCGAUAAAUCAUGUAGAUUAAAAAAUGUAUUAUAUAUAUUUAUUUACAGUUUUUAGUACUUAAACAUUAUUAGACAUGGAUCAUAGUGUGUGUUACAUUUCUGACCCACAAUUAAUCCAAGAAUGCUGUAAAAUUCCAAAUAUUUCAAAAAGAGCUCAUUUAGUUGAUAGUCUCAUUAAGGCAUAUCAUCUACCUGAUCACAUGGAUGUAUUUAAAGUGAAUCCUUCAUCAUAUGAAGAUCUUAUAGGAUUCCAUUCUAGUGCAUAUGUUGAUUUCCUAAAGAAAUUAAAUGAUAACAACAGUUCUAUCUUGGACACUGAAGAGGAAUAUGGAAUUGGUUAUGAUUGUCCAGUUGUAAAAGAUAUAUGGCAAUUUAUUACAUAUAUCUCAGGUGCUUCAUUAACUGCUGCAAAAGCAUUAACAACUAUGCAAUACAGAUAUUCUAUCAACUGGUGUGGGGGUUGGCAUCAUGCACUAAGAGAUUCAGCUCAAGGUUUUUGUUAUAUAAAUGAUAUAGUUCUUGCCAUAGAAAUGUUAAGAAAAACUUUUGGGAAGGUGUUAUACAUUGAUAUUGAUGUUCAUCAUGGCAAUGGUGUUGAGUAUGCAUAUAUGGCUACAGACAAAGUCCUUACCCUUUCAUUUCAUCAAUAUGAACCAGGCUUUUAUCCUACAAGUGGAUCAUUGGAUGAUAUCGGAAUAGAUAAAGGAAAAUAUUUUACUGUGAAUGUUCCAUUUAAAGAAGGAAUAAACGAUGAUAAAUACAUAACAAUGUUUCAAAAAAUAAGUAAUAUGGUGAAUAGUUCCUAUGAUCCAAAAUGUAUUGUUGUCCAAUGUGGGGCAGAUAGUUUAGUUGGAGACCCACUUGGUGGAUUUAACUUGACACCAAAAGCAUUAGCGGAAUGUGUGAAAAAUGUAAUGAAAUGGGAAAAACCUACAUUAUUUCUCGGUGGAGGCGGAUAUAAUGAAGCAAAUGUUGCACGUUGUUGGACAUAUUUAACCGCAGUUAUUACUGGACAAGAGGAUGUAUUAUCUAGUGAUAUACCAGAUAAUGAGUUUUUUUCAGCUUAUGGUCCAGACUUUACUUUUAAUAUCAAUCCAGGAAAUCGAAAAGAUUUUAAUUCAUUUAAUAAUUUGAAUAACAUUUUCAGUGUUAUUGCAAAUAACAUGAAAAUAGUAAAAGAAUUGGUACGCAAGCAGGAAAAAUAAUUCAUCAUUAAAACUGUGUACUUCUUAAAAAGAUUUUUUAAUAAUACUUAAAAAAUAAAGUUGUUAUAAUAUA
Messenger RNA from Myzus persicae (green peach aphid), 1473 nucleotides. Its product is annotated as histone deacetylase 8-like. The record is from RefSeq and is a predicted model, not a curated record. Bases 270 to 1400 code for a protein of 376 amino acids. Lineage: Eukaryota; Metazoa; Arthropoda; Insecta; Hemiptera; Aphididae. The transcript is spliced from 9 exons. Gene Ontology annotation, molecular function: histone deacetylase activity.